Molecule: messenger RNA, 405 nt
Organism: Diatraea saccharalis (sugarcane borer)
Lineage: Eukaryota; Metazoa; Arthropoda; Insecta; Lepidoptera; Crambidae
Source: the annotation of a GenBank genome assembly
AUGAAAAAUCGUGGUUUCGGUCUCGUCGUUUUCCUCCUCCAACCUAUAGAACGAAACGACAAUGACUCCUCCGAUCUUGAUGAAUUUCAAAUGAAUUUUGCCGCCCAAAUGCACAAUAUUGUCAACGAUGAUAAUAGUACGACAGACUCGAAUGAUGAAACCGCUUUAUUCGGCAGUGACUAUUCGGAUGAAGAUCCGACUUAUGAGCCAGAUCCUAAGGAAUGUUCACCAAAGCAAAUGGAUUCCAAUUCUGAUUUUAUUCCCGAAAGUCCGGAUGUUUCAUUCAAACCGGAAGCUUUAUUUAUGGUGCUGAUUGAUGAAGUUUUAGAUCGAGUUUGGAUUUCUUUAGAAGGUGGACCAUUCAGCAGGAGCCUAUGUUCUAGAUUCAGAUUCAGAAAAGGAUGA